Messenger RNA from Ceutorhynchus assimilis (cabbage seed weevil), 1468 nucleotides. The record is from the annotation of a GenBank genome assembly. Lineage: Eukaryota; Metazoa; Arthropoda; Insecta; Coleoptera; Curculionidae.
UACAAAUGAAUAUUUUACAAACUAGACAUGAAGGCAUCAGAACUCUGGCAUCCAGAGAACUGAAAGAAAAGUUUGGAAUUGAUCUGAAACUGAAAAAAUUGAAAAAAAGCAAGUCCCAAGAAAAAAUGUUUCGGUGAACCAUUGGAAAAUUUAGAAAUGGUUAAUGUGCAGGCUGGAUCAAGUACAAUUCAAGUGCCAAAAGUUUUCCGUAUUUUGAUUGAUGUAGUUAAAACAAAUAUGAAAACAGAAGGGCUUUUUAGAGUAGAAGGCAGAAAAACCAAAGAGAAAGCGAUAGUGGAAACCUUAGAUAAAGGUGAUAAUAUGCCAGACGACGUUGACGCAAUAGAAGCAGCCUCAGUUAUCAAAAAAUUCUUAAGAAAUAUUUCGGGCAAUCUGAUACCAACAGACAUCAGUCAAUGGUUUUAUGAAGCAGGCAAAGUGGCUCCCACAAAAAUUGACGAAGCUUUACAGUUAUGCGUUUUGCUUUUACCUUUGAGAAAUUUACAUUUGAUGGUCUAUCUCAUGGAGUUUUUCAAUGAAGUAACAAAACAAUCUGGAUCAAACAAAAUGACUUCACAAAAUAUGGCAGUUGUGGUAGCUCCAAAUAUAUUUCCGGAAUUCAAGAGUAAUGAUUUACAAGUUCAAUUAGAAAUGUCCAAUUUAACAUUGACUAUAACAAAAAGUUUAAUAGAACAUCAAAGAGACUUGCCAACCGUUCUAGCUGCACUAACAAAUAAAUUGGAAACUUUGAAUGAAGAAGUAACCAGCAAAUCGUUUUAUAAAUGUUGGUCCUAGUUACUUUUUGGCAAAUAAAAACAGCAAAAUUGUACAUUUAAGAAAUAUAUUAAUUACUAUUUUUAAUAAAUAAAACUGAAUAAACGUAAUUUGAAAAUAAAUCCUCAAUAAACUUUCAGUUUAAGAUAUCAGUUGAAUGUAACUGAUAACCGAAAGGAUAGGAUUUUGCCAACAACAGUUAAUAGUACAAACUCGUUGUUUUCAACAUUUUUAGCACAUUUUUCUCGAAUGUAUAAAUAAUUCUAGUUAUUUACAAAAUAUAAGCUAAAAAUAUCGAAAACCAAACUUUCUUGAUGAGGAAUCCUGUUCUAAACAGAAACAAUUAAUAACAAUAUAAUAAAAGCAAUAAUGUUAAAGAAAAAAUUGGUUGCCCCAUUACCUUUCUCUAAAGGAAUAUCACAAAAAAUCUAAGUAUAAAUAGUAAAAACCUAUUUUUUCAUGUAAAUUUUAUUUUAACAGCUUAAAACAAAAAUGUGUCCAGUCGAUUUUUUUUUACAUUAAAAUUUUCAAACGCCCUUGUGAAAAAAAUGAUAUUCCUAACUCAUGCAAAACCCCGACUCUUUUAUUCGUGGGAAAGUAUUACUUUCUGCAUUAGUCAGGGAAUUACUAUUUCUUGGCGCUUAUUAUACUUAAUUCUAGUGCUGCUCUUGUUCUUGCUGAAGAAACCUUUGCA